Molecule: messenger RNA, 1378 nt
Organism: Dicentrarchus labrax (European seabass)
Lineage: Eukaryota; Metazoa; Chordata; Actinopteri; Moronidae
Gene: ankrd9
Product: ankyrin repeat domain 9
Exons: 1
Coding region: 184-1014 (276 amino acids)
Molecular function (GO): protein binding
Source: RefSeq, a predicted model, not a curated record
GCGGAGAAGCUAUAAAAGUGAGAAGCAGUUGAGGAUUGAGGCUCGACUGAGGGACAGACUGGAACCAGGAUCAGACAGUUUAAAGGGUUUCAAGGGGAUUUUAGACACUUUGCUUCAGACCCGGUCUUGGUCUCUGUUGGACAAAGACAAGGUCUCUGUUGGACCCGGUUUUUGGGUGUCGUCAUGCCGUGGCUGCUGUCCUCUCAGUUGGAAUGUCUGUCUUCGUCUCCGUCGCAGCGUCAGUGCGAGCGGACGGCGUUCUCGUUCUACUGCGCUGUGCGUGAGCAGCUGCCGGUCUGGACUCUGGAGGACAUGCGCAGUAUGGAGGUCUUCUGCUGGGAGGACGGAUGCCCGCGACCCUUCCUGCCAUCAGAGGCGCUGCUGUACGCGCUAGUACACGACCACCGGGACUACGCGCGCUACCUGCUCGGCAGGUACUCGGUGAGCGCGCUCAGAGCGUCGCGCUGCAGCUUCUGCUGCCACCGCAGCAGCAGUUCGCCACACCUGUCGGUGGCGGUUCGCUACGACCGGGUGUCGAUCCUCAGCAUGAUGGUGGAGGCACUGAAGGACUGUGACGCGCAGGGCGGGCAGCGGGACUACCUGGACGGCUGCGGUGGCUGCUCACAUGUGGCGGACUCGGGUAAGACGGCGGUGCAGCUGGCGGUGGAGCUGUCGCGCCCCGACUGUCUGCUGCUGCUGCUGGCUCACGGCGCGCGGCCCGACGGCCUCGACGCCGCGCUGCAGCGACUCGUCUCCUCCGACGCCGCAGAGCGACGCCACGCACAGCGCUGCCUCGACUUCCUGCUGCUCUACCUGCCCAACCCGCCAGCGCUGCGCCGCCUGCAGGAGGAGCCACAGCACUGGCAAAGCCUGCUGGGAAAUGAAGUCUUCAGCUGGCUGUGCGGUCUAGCCCCGCCCCCCCUCUUGCUGCAGGCGCUCAGGUGUUUGGCGCGGUCCGGCCCGGAUCGAAUUGCUGCGCUGCCUGACUUCCUGCAGCUGCACAGCUGGCAGUGACUGUCAUCAUGGCAACACACUCAGGACUGCUGUGAUUGGACGCCGUAUUGAUGAUGUAAAUAAAAUGUAAAUAAAGACAAACAGACUGAUAACUGAUCAGCGAUCAAUACUGCUGUCCGUCUGACCGACAGACUUUAGGACCCUGAGGAGACUGAAGUGACAGACCUGGAGAUACAAGGUUUUAAUAUGUAAAGUUUGUUUGUUUGACUUUUAUUGUGAAAUAAUCUGAUGGAAGGACGUUAACUUCCUGUUGAUGUAACUGUGAAACAUGUUUCUACCUCAGUGAGUUUCAAACUGAUCAGAGUUCAGUCUGGACCGAUGUUUAUUCCUGGAUAUUGACUGUAAAUAAACACAAACAAAGGUG